UACAGUAUGACUUUGGAUGAUGCCCAGAAAGAGAUUGUAUUGAGCCACGCCAACAGGCUGUUGAGCAACAGAAACUACCCUAAAACAAUCUGUCCCUCCGAGAUCGCCCGUGCGCUAUCGUCAAGAGAGCUGGAGAUGCUCGGUGUUUUGAACUGGCGAGAGACUAUGCACGAUGUCCGGGAGCUUAUGUGGGAGAAGCGGGAAAAUGGAGAGGUGGAAGUCAUGCAAAAAGGCGAUGUGGUCGAUGCGGAGAGUCUGGGGGAUAUCCGGGGACCGAUACGAGUUAGGAAUAUCAAGAAGUGA
Molecule: messenger RNA, 303 nt
Organism: Cucurbitaria berberidis CBS 394.84
Lineage: Eukaryota; Fungi; Ascomycota; Dothideomycetes; Pleosporales; Cucurbitariaceae
Exons: 1
Coding region: 7-303 (98 amino acids)
Source: RefSeq, a predicted model, not a curated record